Molecule: messenger RNA, 2007 nt
Organism: Zophobas morio
Lineage: Eukaryota; Metazoa; Arthropoda; Insecta; Coleoptera; Tenebrionidae
Exons: 5
Coding region: 1-2007 (668 amino acids)
Molecular function (GO): catalytic activity
Source: RefSeq, a predicted model, not a curated record
AUGAUACAGAUUUGCUCAAACAACUACAGGUUUAUCUUUAAGAAUAAAGCGGUUGUAUCAAAUAAAAGAGACACCCGAAAAGGAAGAGGAGUGCUGACUGCUGUUAACUGCAAAAUUUCUGCUCAAUGUAUAUGUGUGACUUCUCCAUUUGAGGAAGUUGAUAUUUUAGUAGUUAAGUUGUUCUGCUGCUCUGAUCCUGUAAUCGUCAUAAAUCUCUACAUUCCUCCUGGCAGUCAGAUGCAGCUCUAUGAAAGUGUCUUCGAAUAUUUGGAAGAAUCCCAUAUCACGGGGAUGACUCUGAUUGCUGGUGACUUCAAUAUUCCGGAAUAUUUCGCAACCACUAGAUAUGCUCAAAAUCCUUCAUCUGUUUGCCAAACUCUCAACCAGUUCAUAAAUUAUAAUGAAUUACGCCAGAAUAAUUUUGUUAAGAACCGUAACAACAGAAUCCUUGACCUCGUAUUGUCCUCUGAAAAAAUAAAAUGUAAUGUGGAUCACAUGGAGGAGCCCUUUGUUGCUGAGGAUCCGCAUCAUCCAUCUUUAGGUGUGGAAUUGACUGUUGAAACCAAGCAGGAAGUAGUUUUUGAAGCACAACGUGAUUCUGUUCGUUACAACUUUAGAAAAGCAGAUUUUCACAGCUUAUAUGAUGCAAUGUUAAAAACAGAUUGGUCCGAUAUUCUAGAGAUUAAUGAUGUAAAUGAAAUCUGUACUUUAUUAUAUACAAAGCUGCAUGUGCUUUGUGAGACCAAUGUUCCUAAAAUCACUCCUGCUCGGCAUAACUUUCCCUGUUGGAUUUUACCAGGUACUGUUAAAAUGAUUGAAAAGAAAGACCGCUUAUGGAAAUCAUAUAAGAAAUGUCACCUCUUAUCGAAAAAGGAUGCUGCUCGAAAAUUGGAGAAAGAGGUCAAGUCACAAAUUAAGACUGAUUUUCAUAAUUUUAUUAAGUCCGCAGAAGACAAUGUUAAAUCGGAUCCUAAAAAAUUCUGGUCCUAUAUUACUUCAAGAAAAGGGAGUACGCGUAUACCAGGAAGAAUGACAUAUAAUGAUCGUCUCCUGUCAACGUCCCGUGACAUCGUGAAUGCUUUUGCUGAGCAUUUUAGUGGUGUAUUUAUUCCAUCAAAUAAUUCUACAAAUGAUGUCGAUCAUGUUGUCACUCAACCUUCCCAUGAUGAUAAAUACUGUGAUAAAGCCUGCGACGAUAACUGUGAUAAAUGCUGUGAUCUUUUUCCGUGUUGUUACGUAAAUGUUUUACAUCGUUUUAAUAUAACCGACUGUGAUAUUCUACAAGCUGCUAAAAAAUUGAAACCGAAUCUAACCAGUGGAGAUGAUGAAAUUCCUGCAUUUCUCGUCCGAGAUUGUAUAGGGUCUCUAUUAACACCGCUUUGUCAUCUUUAUAACGCCAUAAUUUCCACCUCCACGUUCCCAGAAUGUUGGAAGAUUGGUAGAGUUACUCCAGUAUUUAAAUCUGAUGCUAAAGAUAAUGUAAUUAACUAUAGGCCCAUUGCAAUUAUACCAAAUUUUGCUAAGAUUUUUCAAAGCAUUUUAGUUAAGUAUGUAUACAGUCAUGUAAAACAAUUAAUUGCAACUCAGCAGCAUGGUUUUAUAUCAGAUUUAAAGCAGCAAGUUGAUGUUGUGUAUACAGAUUUGUCUAAGGCGUUUGACAAAGUGAAUCAUACUUUACUACUCAACAAACUUGCUGCUAUGGGUCUAUGUGAAGAAGUAGUCCAACUAUUCAAGUCGAUACUUGGAUCAAAUAUGGGACCGUUGUUGUUUACAAUUUUUGUUAUCGAUGUAAUUUCUGUGAUAAAUAAUAAUCAAUGUGAUGUCUAUAUGUAUGCUGACGAUGUCAAAAUUUUAAAAGUCAUAAGUGAUGAGUACGAUUGCUUUGAUCUAGGAAUCCGAGAACUUUCCUAUGUGAUGUGGCUCGCACUAAUCAACAUUAUUAUUCACCAGUUAAUAAUAUGUGCAGAAUAUACAAUAACAUACAACACCUAUGUGAUAUAUUUGUAG